Messenger RNA from Amphiprion ocellaris (clown anemonefish), 3895 nucleotides. RefSeq names its product myosin IHb (gene myo1hb). The record is from RefSeq and is a predicted model, not a curated record. The transcript is spliced from 32 exons. NCBI's taxonomy places the organism in Eukaryota, Metazoa, Chordata, Actinopteri, Pomacentridae. Gene Ontology annotation, cellular component: plasma membrane; actin cytoskeleton; myosin complex. Gene Ontology annotation, biological process: vesicle transport along actin filament; actin filament organization. The coding region runs from base 315 to 3455 and encodes 1046 amino acids. Gene Ontology annotation, molecular function: ATP binding; microfilament motor activity; actin filament binding.
ACCAGCCCAGCAGGAAGCAGCAGGGCCACCCUCCUCCUCCUCCUCCUCCUCCUCCUCCUCCUCUGAAGCCUCUCAGUCGCAGGCUGUGGUACCUGCUCCAAGCCACUGUUUGAUUAACGAACCGAUGAGCAUCAGAGGAAAGAACAAACUGUUGGUGAAAUACCUGCACUGACUUGAAAGGACUCCACUAUGGGAGAACUCCUUGGCUACUAAAACUACCAUCCUGGGCCGUGUCUGCCCGAGUUGUGCACCUGUGGACUGAAGUUCAGUGUGGUUUGGAUUGAUCAGGUUCAUCACAUAAGGCAGAGUCAACCAUGACGCACAUGGUUUUGGAAGUGAAGGAGAGCCUGGAGGAGCGCUGUAACCAGAUCCUGAGGAACAUGGAGGCCUCCCUGACAGCCAGGGAUCGCGUGGGCAUCCAGGAUUUUGUUCUCUUGGACCCCCACACGAGUGAAAGUGCCUUCCUGGACAACCUGAGGAAACGCUUCCAUGAGAAUCUCAUUUAUACCUACAUUGGGACUCUCCUGGUGUCAGUUAACCCCUAUAAAGAGUUAGAUAUCUACAGCAAGAAGCAAAUGGAUACCUACAUGGGAGUAAACUUCUUUGAGCUGCCACCUCAUAUCUAUGCACUGGCAGACAAUGUCUUCCGCACCAUGCAGUCUGAAUUCAACAACCACUUCAUCUUGAUCUCAGGGGAGAGUGGGGCCGGAAAGACAGAGGCCUCAAAGAAAAUCCUUCAAUUCUAUGCUGUCAGCUGCCCAAGUACCAAACUCCUGAACAAUGUUCGGGACAGACUGCUUCUGUCCAAUCCAGUGCUUGAGGCUUUCGGAAAUGCCAAAACCCUGAAGAAUGACAACUCAAGCCGCUUUGGGAAAUACAUGGACAUCCAGUUCGACCACCAGGGUGGUGCAGUUGGUGGUCACAUCCUCAGUUACCUGCUGGAGAAAUCCCGUGUGGUUCACCAGAAUCACGGUGAGAGGAACUUCCACAUCUUCUAUCAGCUGGUGGAAGGAGGAGAGGAAGAUCUGCUCCGCUGGCUCGGCCUGGAGAGAAACUGCAAGAACUACCGUUAUCUGGUGCAGGGGGAUUGUGCCAAAGUUAGCUCUAUCAAUGAUAAAAGCGAUUGGAAGACGGUGCGGAAAGCCCUCUCUGUCAUAGAGUUCAGUGAGAGUGAUACUGAGCACCUGUUUGGAAUUAUUGCGAGUGUACUCCACUUGGGAAAUAUCAAGUUUGAUGUGGAUGCUCGAGGAUACGCCACACUCAACAAUAACCAGGAGAUGCACUGGGUCUCAAAGUUGUUGGGGAUUCCUAAUCAGGUGCUACAACAGGGCUUAACCCACAGAAAGAUUGAAGCCAAAACAGAGGAGGUGUUCAGUCCCUUCUCUGUGGACCAUGCAGUAUAUGCCAGAGAUGCCCUUGCCAAAGCCAUCUAUGGCCGCACGUUCAACUGGCUGGUCAACAAGAUCAAUGAAUCAUUAGCUAACAAGGAUUCCUCAAGAAAGACGGUGAUUGGUCUGCUGGACAUCUAUGGGUUUGAGGUUUUCAGCGUGAACAGCUUUGAACAGUUUUGCAUCAACUACUGCAACGAGAAGCUGCAGCAGCUUUUCAUCGAGCUGACCCUCAAAUCAGAGCAGGAGGAGUACGAGAUGGAAGGGAUUGAGUGGGAACCAGUGCCAUAUUUCAACAACAAGAUAAUCUGCGAUCUUGUGGAGGAGAAAUUCAGAGGAAUCAUCUCUUUAUUGGAUGAAGAAUGUUUACGCCCUGGAGAGGCCACAGAUAUCACCUUCUUGGAAAAGAUGGAGGAAAAGAUUGGCGGUCACCCUCAUUUUGUCACGCAUAAACUUGGAGACCAAAAGACGAGGAAAACACUGGAUAGAGGAGACUUCCGCCUCUUGCACUAUGCUGGGGAGGUUACAUACUGUGUUGUUGGAUUCUUGGACAAAAACAACGAUCUCUUGUAUCGAAAUGGGAAAGAGGUAAUGCGACAGUCCAAGAAUGCCAUCAUCAAACACUGUUUUCCUUCUACUGAGCCAGACAGCAAGAGAAGACCUGAAACUGUGGUCACUCAGUUCAAGAGCAGCCUGGUGGGCUUGACUGAGAUCCUGAUGUCCAAGGAGCCCUGGUACGUCCGCUGCAUUAAGCCUAAUGAAGCCAAGCAGCCAGGACACUUUAACGAUGUGUUGGUGAGACAUCAGGUGAAGUAUCUGGGCCUGAUGGAGCACCUGAGGGUCAGGCGUGCUGGGUUUGCUUACCGCCGGAAAUAUGAGAUCUUCCUUCAGAGGUAUAAGCCUCUGUGCCCUGAUACCUGGCCCAACUGGAAAGGAACUGCAGCAGAAGGUGUGCAGCUCCUGAUCAAACACCUGGGCUAUAAACCUGAUGAAUACAAGAUGGGCAGGACUAAAAUUUUCAUCCGCCACCCUCGAACUCUGUUUGCAACAGAAGAUGCCUUUCAGGUCUGCAAACAUAAGCUAGCAACAAGGAUUCAAGCCAAGUACAAAGGCUUCAGGGUGAAAGAAGACUACCUGAAACAGAGAGAGGCUGCCACUAAGAUUGAGAACUGCUGGAGAGGUUUGAUGGCCAGGAAAGAACGUGAGAAGAGAGCUUGGGCUGUGAAAGUCAUCAAGAAGUUCAUUAAAGGGUUCAUGACCAGAAAUGAACCAGCCUGUAUUGACAACAGUGAGUACCUGGCCUAUGUGAGGCAGAACUACCUCACACGACUGAAGGAAAAUCUUCCCAAAACAGUCCUGCAAAAAGACUCUUGGCUCACUCCUCCUCCUAUAAUGCAGGAGGUCGCCCAGCUCUUGAAGAAAAUCUACAUUCGGCACAUGGUACGGAAGUACGUCAGAGGAAUCACUCCCCAAAGGAAAGCACAGCUUUUGUUAAAAGUACAAACAAGCUCCAUGUUCAAAGGAAAAAAAGAAAACUACCCCUUCAGUGUGUGCAGACCAUUCAUGGACACCAGGAUCUGUAGAGAAGACAUAAGCAUCAAAGUCCUCCAACUGAUUCAACAUGAGCACAUCAAGUACAGUGUGCCGGUGGUGAAGUAUGACAGGAACGGCUUCAGGCCUCGUCUCCGGCAGCUCAUCUUCACCCAACAAGCUGCCUACCUGGUUGAAGAGGCCAAGAUUAAGCAGCGGAUAGAUUACAGCUCUCUGAGAGGUGUGUCGGUCAGCAACUUGAGUGACAACUUCCUGAUCCUCCAUGUUACAUGUGAUGAUAUCAACAAAAAGGGGGAUCUGGUUCUGCAGUGUGACUACCUGUUUGAAGCCUUGACGAAGCUGAGCAUUAUUGUUAACAACCAGAACUGCAUCAAAGUGGUCCAGGGCAGUGUGCGGUUUGACAUCCAGCCAGGCAGAGAGGGCUUUGUUGACUUCAAAAGUGGUCAGGAGUCAAUGGUCUACAGGGCAAAGAAUGGCCACUUGAUGGUGGAAUCAACAAGAACCAAAUCGAGAUGAAGAUGCCAGUACCUUGGGAUAAUGGUGCUUCUUGAACUCCUACAGUUGCAAAUCUUGAAUCUAGCUCUGUGGCUGUUUCCAAUAACUUCUACUUUAUGUCAGCUGAUUUUUACUUUUGAAUCUUUAUGACAAUUUUACUCAAUUAAGUAUAUGCUAUUAUUACACAAGUACUGCCAAUAUUUUAGUUAAAGCAAGUGCAAAGCAUACUCAUCGCAGAGUGAAGCCAGAAUAUCAGCAGCCCUGCUUGUUCUUAAUAUUUAGAGCUGAAUGUAUCUGUAUGUGAAAAGCACAUAUUCAUGGAUCAUAAUUUAUAUAAGCUGAAGCCCAUGUAAUCAGUCCUAUCUAGAUGAUCACAGUAAAGACAUUUGUGUGAAGCCAUGACUAACAAUUAUAAUGCCUCAACCGUGCUGUACUUUAUAUUAAAAUACUAAACCACAAUA